Arabidopsis thaliana (thale cress) is the source of this 1353-nucleotide messenger RNA. Its product is annotated as U3 containing 90S pre-ribosomal complex subunit. Bases 47 to 745 code for a protein of 232 amino acids. The record is from RefSeq and is marked reviewed. Lineage: Eukaryota; Viridiplantae; Streptophyta; Magnoliopsida; Brassicales; Brassicaceae. The transcript has 6 exons.
UUAUAACGCCGCUCUUCUUCUCCAUUGUUUGUAUACUCUGAAAAACAUGGCAACUACAGAGCUAAAACCCUCCGCCGUUAAAAACCCUAAAAGAAAUCGAAGACCAUCACAUGGUCCGAAGAAAGAUUUGAAGAAGAAGAAGACUAAGAUUACUAAGAAGACUAAGAAGUCGAAAGCUCCCACCUUUGAUAAGACCAUUGAGAAGAGUAGAAGUAACGACCAGAAAACCGACAACGACGAAGACGAGCAACUGUAUUCGGAACCGGUAUCGGCCUCUGAGCAGCUCAACUACUUUUUGAAUCAUCUUGACUCCGCCAUUGGUAUCAAGGUUUCUUCUUUAGAGCUUGAACCCAUUAAAGAUACGUGUAUAGUUGAGUUAUCUCAAGGGUUGGAUCAAGAUGUAAGCAACUUGGGAGAACAUAUAAAGCUUUCUUGUGGGUCUUCAUGGAGAGAGACUCUUUGUGAAGGAGAGUCACUUGAAAGGAAAGUUGAACCGGGAAACCCAUCUGUUCUUGUUAUUAGUUCCUCUGCUCUGAGAUCUUUGGAACUUCUAAGGGGUUUGCAUUCAUUGACUAAGCAAUGUCCAGCAGUGAAGUUGUUCUCAAAGCAUUUGAAGGUUGAGGAACAGAGUCUGGGAAAUGAUGAUAAGUAUAUCGAUAUUUCAGAGGCGUAUGCAAUGCUGAACGAACUAUUUGCACGUCAGUCUGAUUCCAGCUCUUGUUUUUGUUUCUUAAUUUGCAUAUAAGAAGACUAUAGAAUUAGAUUCUUCUGCUUUGGUCUAAAUAUGAAACUCUCAUUUAAAAAAGAAAUGGUUUCCGAAAAUCUUUAUAUAAAUUUCUCAAGCUCAUUGUUAUAUGACUCGAAUUAUUAACUCUAGUUCAUUGUGUUGCAGGUAUCUCUGUUGAAGAAACGGGUUAAUAUUGGGAGUGGCACACCAAACAGGAUCAAAAAGCUAGUCGACAUAGAAGCUUUAGGGCUUUCGCGUUUAGAUAUGAUUGUGAUCGACAUGCACCCAGAUGUCAAGGGAUUUUCCUUAUUCACAUUGCCUCAAGUCAGAGAUGAGUUUUGGGAUUUGUAUAAAAACUGCUUCCACCAGAGAGUCCUAGAAGGAAGACUUCGUAUCUGCAUGUAUGGUCCAAAGCCUUCUCCAAACCUAAAGAAGAAGAACAAGAAAUAACUGUUUAUUAAUUGUAUCAAAUUCUUAAAAUUAAAAAACAAAUCUAAUACUAAUCUCUUUUUUCAUCUCCAAGAUUUUACAAAGAAUUCUAACAUAACCCAGGAUAUGAGAUUUCUUUGUUCGAGCUGAUUAUCCCAUAUCUUUGUAAUGUUUCACAUAAAAAAAUAAUUGGACGU